AUCCGUGCACCAGUGUAUUGUUUUUUUUACACACUGUAUUGUCGGUGUCAGCGUUUGCCGAUGUAAAUAGAAGAAAUAGAAACAGAGCGUUCGUUGCAUCCACCUAGAGGACGACAGAGAGCGGAGUGUGCGGGCAGCCAUGGACCGGUGGUGCGGACGCAUCGCGGCGGUGACCGGCGCCGGCUCGGGCAUCGGCCUCGCCAUCGUCAAGGCGCUCUUCCGCUACGGCGUCACCGUCGUCGGUAUGGACGUCAAUCUCUGCAAGUUCAAGGAUUUCGCUGAGAAAUGCGGCUCCUCCAACCUGCAUGCGCUCCAGACGGACGUCACCAAGGAGGACGACGUCGUGAAGAACUUCUGCUGGGUCAACCAGAACAUGGGCAGGCUCGACAUCCUGGUCAACGGAGCCGGCGUUUUCACCGACAGGCCGCUCACAGAGGAGUGCACCGAAAACAUGAAGCGUAUGCUGGACGUGAACGUGUUGGGACUGGCGAUGUGCGCCAGGGAGGGUAUCAAGAUCAUGCGUGAGAAGUGCAUCGACGACGCACACAUCAUUAACAUCUGCAGCAUGGUGGGUCACUGGCCGCCAGCCACGUCAGAGGAGGCUUUCUACACAUCCACCAAGCAUGCUGUCAAGGCGCUCUCUGAAGGUCUGCGCCAGGAGUUCGUGCAGCGUAAGAGCUGCAUGCGGAUCACGCAAGUGAGCCCUGGCGUGGUGUACACGGAUCUCUUCAACCAGCUGCAUCGCUUCAAGCCAGAACGCCUGUAUCAACACCCCCAUCUCAAGCCAGAGGAUAUCGCGAAUGCCGUCAUCUUCGCUCUCGGAGCACCGCCAACAGUGCAGGUUACAGAAAUGAUUGUAUUGCCUGUUGGACAGAAAAUGCUUGGCCAGAUGUGAAUUGUGUCAAAAUGUGAACGUUGGAAGAUAAAAGUUUUUUUUCUUUGAAUGUAUUCUUACUUAAAUAAAACUCUCGUUGAUAACUAC
Messenger RNA from Schistocerca gregaria, 982 nucleotides. RefSeq names its product dehydrogenase/reductase SDR family member 11-like. The record is from RefSeq and is a predicted model, not a curated record. Gene Ontology annotation, molecular function: oxidoreductase activity. The transcript is spliced from 7 exons. The coding region runs from base 140 to 895 and encodes 251 amino acids. Lineage: Eukaryota; Metazoa; Arthropoda; Insecta; Orthoptera; Acrididae.